AUUUACUCCUGUAACAGGACCUGAUAGAGAUUUUCCUUCUGUUUAAUUUUUUUUUUUAUUUGUUUGUAUAUAAACUGUUAAUAAAAUGUUUUUAAAUUAUUUAUAUUUAAUUAAUUUAUUCUGUUAAAAUCUAUUUUAUAAUUAAGCUAUCUGUAAAUAAUUGUACAUAUAAGAAAUGAGUUCUAAGAGUCGUGUCUGGGUGAAACCGAUAGAUCAAAUGGAUGUGUGGUUGGACAGCGAAGGCUUCUAUAGGAAGCACACGGCACGUGAUGGUACUUGCCUAUUCAGGGCUGUGUCGGAACAGUUAUUUUUGACACAAACUUUCCACUUUGAACUAAGGAGACAAAUAGUUGAUUAUAUGGUGAGGCAUGAAGAUCAUUUUCAAAAGUUAAUAACAUGCCCGCUAAUGGAAUAUGCUGAAAAAAUGUAUAAUCCUCGAGAAUGGGGAGGCAAAGUUGAAAUUGAGGCUAUGUCACUCAUGUACAGGAAAGAUUUUAUUAUGUUUCAAGAAAUUGAGAUGCCUCCAGAGAACGUUACCAAUUACGAUUUUAAAGAUAAAAUAAUGUUGUGUUACUCUCAAGACAGACAUUACGAUUCAGUUUACACAAAAGAUUAUAUCACAACAGCAGCCUUCUGUCAAUCAACAGUUUACGAAAUGCUUUACAAGAAUGUAUUCGAACUGAAAGAAGUAGAUUAUGCUGUAAAUAAAAUGCUUCAUGAUAAAACUUCAAGAGAUCAGAGAGAGCAAAUUCCCUUCCUCAGCACAGGAUUUACCUUAAGACUUGAAAUGAGAGACAGUUACUUAAAUGUCAAGGAUUUACUUGAUUUUGGGAUCACACCUUUUCCCUACAAGGUGGCUAAAUCUUUAGACAUGGAAAUUUAUAGGAAUGUAGAAUAUGAUACUUGGAACGAAUAUAGAAAAGGUUUAAGGUACGGUUUUUGCCCAUGGAAUUGUCAAGAACUUCAAGUAGGAGCAAAAUGUCUUGUGAAAGUUGAUGAUCGGACUUACCACGGUCACGUCCAAGAAAUGCAACCAAAUAAAGGUCCGGUAAUAGUGUUCAUCGAAGAAUUAGGAGAAAUGCGAAGUGCUCCUUUUGAUAGCUUGGAGCUUCUUCCACCUACAUCGCCUUCAUCUUCUACACCAACGAAACCAUCACUUCCAAUGAAAUUGCAUCCGUUACAGCUGGUAGAUUUAAAACCAGGAAAAAAAGUUAUGAAGAACUUGGUCGGGAGACUUAAAACAGCUAGAGAAAUAGAGUGUUAUACACAAAGACAAGAGAAACAACUAAGAAAUACUAGAGAGGUGAAGAGUCCACAGACUCCAGUUGUGUCAAGUUCAGAUUUUUGUAAACAAGAAAUUGAUUUUCAUAAUGAAGAUGAAGACUAUAGUCCAACAAAUUAUCAGACAAUAACGGAGUCAGAAGAACAAGUAUGUCCGGAUAGCACAAAGCCAGAUCACCAUGUGCCUGUUAUGACUCCCAUAGAUACUUAUAGGUAUCCAGUUUAUUCAACACCAUUAUCAUUACCGAUUGCUGAACCAGCAACUACCUAUCAGCAACCACUGACAGUAAACCUGAUGGCCCCGAAAUCCAUGAAUGUUGAUGGUUCUGAUCUGCCACAUUCAGAUAUGGCAACACUAAGAUUCUUCUACAAUUUAGGACUAGAUCACCUUCGAAUGAACUACGUUGUACGGCCAGGCCCGACGUAUUAUGUAAACCCUGGUGUCAUGCAGCCUAGCUACAUCACUAUAGACAGCCCGACGGUCCCUACCUAUGAACACUUUCCUCCUGCUCCUAUACCAGAGCCUAAAGGGAGAGAAGUAACAGCAUCUCCAGGUUUAGUAUCGACUACUACAGAUGAUAGUAGCCAAUCGGUGCCGCCACGUUUUAAGAAUAAGAUGAAGCCAUCUCUGAUUACUUGCCCAAAGAAGAGUAAUACAUACGAGGGAAGUCCACUUAUUCAACAGUGCGAGGUCUCCAGCACUAACAAUUAUACACCUCAACUACAACCUCAACCGCAGCCUCAACCACAACCUCCGCCAACACCAGUCAAUCAAACUUUCUUUCAAGUACCUGAGUGUGACCAGUACUGUGUAACAGUACCGUAUGUCGACUAUAAUUGUUAUGACUACCCGAUAUAUCCUAGUUCUCCACACGGAAUCAUUCCUUCUUCAUAUAUAACACCUGAAGGUGUUAUUUACCAAACCAUGAUUCCACCUGCGGUAAUACCUGCAGCACCACCCAUGUAGUUUUUUGUGUUGCGGUAAUACCUACAGCACCACCCAUGUAGUUUUUUGUGU
Messenger RNA from Nezara viridula (southern green stink bug), 2299 nucleotides. Lineage: Eukaryota; Metazoa; Arthropoda; Insecta; Hemiptera; Pentatomidae. The record is from the annotation of a GenBank genome assembly.